Molecule: messenger RNA, 1419 nt
Organism: Mauremys reevesii (Reeves's turtle)
Lineage: Eukaryota; Metazoa; Chordata; Testudines; Geoemydidae
Gene: PRR29
Product: proline rich 29
Exons: 6
Coding region: 14-589 (191 amino acids)
Source: RefSeq, a predicted model, not a curated record
CCAUUGCUGGUGCAUGGCUAACCCUGCGGGCGCAGGGAUGUGCACCUGGAGCCACAAUGUGAACCCCUGCCUCAUACUGAUUCCCCAACAGCCGAUGACAAUAUUUCAGCAGAUCCCUGGGAUCCUGUCUCCGUUCACUCAGCCCGUAAGGCCAGGACACGUCCGAGAAGAUCUGAUAGAGUUAAUGAUGAUACAAAAUGCCCAGAUGCAUCAGGUGAUCAUGAGCAACAUGACAAUGGCUGCACUGACAUCCUUUGGAUUCAGCCCAGCUCCCACUGCUGCCCAGGUGAACCUGGUCCCUCUGCACACUGAAGAUGAAGAAGCAGAUCUGGUAUUCCACCACCACUACGCACCAUACCCCACCGCCACUCCUGCCCCCCCAUGGCAGCCCCUGGCGCAGCCUCCAGCUUGGGCACAGGAGCCCCCUAGCAUACGCCACGUCGGCCUGGACCCGCACCCAGCCCCAGCAGGCCGGACUCAGGAUGACAAAGUGGUCCCUCCGCCCCCGCCGCCCAGCGCCACGGGGACAGUGGGAGCCGACGUCCCGCCGGCUGCAGAGUAUUACGACUACACCCAGGGCAAGCUGUGAGCCUGGCUCUGUGCCUCCUGGGAGCUCUCCUCUUCGCCUGCACCCCCUGUCCCUGCCUGGCUUGGGGAUCCCUGCUGCAGCAGGUGUCCCCCCUGGCCCAGCGAAGCUGGUGCGUCGGGCCCUGACAGACCGCUCUGUCCUUCGUCCCCACUUGUUCACUGGACUAGCUCCCGCAGUGACGGGCAGCCCCCUGCUGCAUCCUCUCCCGUUCCUCGCCUCGCCCUGCCCCACCCCGUGGAGCCGGAAGGGAAACUUGCCUGGACUCGCCUCUCAGCUUGCCAGGACUCCUCUGUCAGCUACUAAGAAGAUGCUUCAUUGUCUAGUUGUUUCCACAAUGUGGCUGUCCCCUGACGUGGCAGCUUCUCCUGCCCCAAGCAGGAAGAGGUUGUGCUAUUAGGCGCAGCAACUGGCGGGGGGAGGAAUGUGUCCUUCCCGCCAUGCUCCCCCGCUUUUCUGUCUGCUGGCAUCUCCUUGCCAUAGCCUCAGGACUAAUGCAUGUCUCCAGCACCCCUUAUUUCAUGUGUUUGCACCUCUGCUCAGAUGACACGUCAGCCAGAGCUCCCUUCUGCUGCUGCCAUGGAAGGGAUCUCGAGGUUCCCGGGGAAGUGGAAGACCCCAGGUGUCUCCAGCACGGGGGGACAGUGCUGGUGUCCUGGGCCCGGGUCUCCCAGGACAGGCGGGGCUGGUGCCUGGUUGUCAGCCAUGUCUGAGCAUCACCUCGGCCUGCACCAUCCUUAUGUGACAGCUACGCUCUUGGCCCACACGCCGGGGAUUGAACCGGCGCCCUCCUGAGUUAGCCGUGAGCGCCUGGAGCUGGGAGCCGUGACAGC